This is a messenger RNA of Diaporthe citri, 543 nucleotides long. RefSeq lists its product as uncharacterized. The record is from RefSeq and is a predicted model, not a curated record. The transcript has 2 exons. Bases 1 to 543 code for a protein of 180 amino acids. NCBI's taxonomy places the organism in Eukaryota, Fungi, Ascomycota, Sordariomycetes, Diaporthales, Diaporthaceae.
AUGAUUCCCACCAUCUUCGAACAACUAGUGAGUUGCCGCGACUGCAACAAGGCCGUUCUCGUCGAAGACCCAUCUGUCAUUCGCUCAACCGCGGCAACAGUGGCUGGGGAUCUAGUGGGACUCGUCAUUCGACAUGGCACAACAGAAAGCGCUGGCAGUGUAUCGGGGCUUAAAAUCUUUCCCUUCGCAGCCGCCGACCCGCCGCCGCAGUGGGGUGCCCAAGGGUCGAGCACCGUUUCCCGGCAGGUCAUUUUCAUGGAGGACUGCGCAACCCCGGCGGCCCGCCGACAGAUUUCCAAGGACUGGGGUCUGAAGUGGCUAGACUUCGAGCAGCAUUUCGAGACCAUCGCCGCGUGGUCGAGCAGUAAGGUGGUGGGCGAGUGCCCGUGCAAGUGCCAUCACUGGGACGGUGGCGGAGACGAGUGCACCUCGGUCGACACGACGCUCGCCCUUGUGGGCCAACAAAGCGAUCGGUACAUGAAGCCCAAAGUCCCGGAGACUGAGCACGGCGCCUCUCACCCUACUGACUUGCCAAUCUUUUAA